CUUGUUUUUCGUCCGCCAGAGAUUCUGCGUGUUUCGAGACGUGGUGGCGAACGAAAGCUGGCCAGCCGUUUGUGCUCGAGCAGCAUGAGUAGCAUUACCCAAGCGCUUGCAGAGAAGGACCGGGCGUUGUACGGGAAGGGCGCGGACUUCAUCUCAGGCAAGGUCGUCAGCACCGGGAAGCAGCAGCGCGGAGGGCCGAGACUGAAGUCGGGCACAGACCUCUGGAAGCUGCAGCACAUUCAGGCCUACGGCAGGUCGACGCCGUACCUGGACGCCCAGCAGAACGCAGAGGGGAGGGCCGCAGCCCGGCCGCCGGCCUUCGAGGAGUACGGCGCGCCCGGGUGGCUGUACAACAAGGAGCGGAAGCUGUAUUUUAACAUCGAGUCGGGCAAGACUUAUUGGGUGGACCAGAAGGACGGCAGGUACAAGGAGGUCU
Prorocentrum cordatum is the source of this 436-nucleotide messenger RNA. Lineage: Eukaryota; Dinophyceae; Prorocentrales; Prorocentraceae. The record is from the annotation of a GenBank genome assembly.